Rhodotorula graminis WP1 is the source of this 822-nucleotide messenger RNA. RefSeq lists its product as uncharacterized. Gene Ontology annotation, cellular component: endoplasmic reticulum. The record is from RefSeq and is a predicted model, not a curated record. The transcript has 2 exons. The coding region runs from base 1 to 822 and encodes 273 amino acids. Gene Ontology annotation, biological process: sterol biosynthetic process. Lineage: Eukaryota; Fungi; Basidiomycota; Microbotryomycetes; Sporidiobolales; Sporidiobolaceae. Gene Ontology annotation, molecular function: sterol 24-C-methyltransferase activity.
AUGCCGUUUUACCCAUCGGCCCACUCGGACGCCGUCCUGCGCUCGCACCGGGCCCGCACGGCAAAAGCGUGCGCCGCGUCGCUCCUGCCCCUACUGCGCCCGACCGACACGCUCCUCGACAUUGGCUGCGGGCCCGGCACCAUCACGGCGUCGUUCGCGCCCUUUGUCGCCCGCGUCACCGGCGUCGAGCACCCGAGCGCGGCGGGCGUGCUCGUCCAGGCGCGAGACGAGGCGCGGCAGCGAGGCCUCGAGGGCAAGGUCGAGUACGUCGAGGCGGAUGCGGCGGUGCUGCCGUUCGAGGACGGCUCGUUCGACGUCGUCUACUGCAACCAGGUUCUUCAACACGUGCCCGACCCGGUCGCCGUCCUGCGCGAGAUGGACCGCGUCUCUCGGCGGCUCGUGUUUGCGCGCGAGGCCGACCGCGGCACGUUUGCCCUGUUCCCGCCGACGCCGCUCCUCGACCGGUUCGACGAGCUGUGGACGCUCGUCGCGAGGGCAGGAGGGGGCGAGCCGGACGCGGCGCGGCGGCUCAAGGGCUGGGCGCGCGAGGCCGGGUGCGGCGGCGGGGCACGAGGGCGAGCGCGAGGGCAGCAGGUCGAGGUGACGAUGGCGGGCGAGACGCCCGACCCGCGCGAGUGGGGGGCCGUCUUUGCCGAGCGCACGACGACGGGCGGGCUUGCCGACAAGGCGCAGGAGCUCGGGUUGGCGAGCGAGGACGAGCUGGGGCGGAUCGGCGAGGCGUGGCUCGAGUGGAGCGAAAAGGAGGACGCGUGGCUCGGGUUCUUGCAGGGCGAGCUGCUCGUCACGAAGGAGGGAGCGUAG